Messenger RNA from Lodderomyces elongisporus, 1638 nucleotides. RefSeq lists its product as uncharacterized. Gene Ontology annotation, molecular function: amino acid transmembrane transporter activity. Gene Ontology annotation, cellular component: membrane. The record is from RefSeq and is a predicted model, not a curated record. Gene Ontology annotation, biological process: amino acid transmembrane transport. The transcript has a single exon. Lineage: Eukaryota; Fungi; Ascomycota; Pichiomycetes; Serinales; Debaryomycetaceae. The coding region runs from base 1 to 1638 and encodes 545 amino acids.
AUGUCAAAAGAAGUCAAAGAGGAUACGGCAAUAAGUGUUAUUAGCGAGUCGGGGAUUGGUGAGCUAUACAAUUUUUCUAAAGAAGAUGCUGAAGAUGCUGAAAAGAUAUUUUAUCAUGAGAAUAGGUUGAGCUCUAGUCUUAAUGCUCGGUUGAUUGCCAUGAUCUCCUUGGUCGGAGUCUUUGGUACUGGUGUUUUUCUUUCCAGUGGUGGUACUUUAGCAACUGCUGGUCCAGUUGGUAUGCUACUUGCUUAUGUCCUUGUUGGAACAGUUGUUGCUGCCAAUCAAGUCUGUAUGGUUGAGACUUCGUGUUUAUUUCCUGCUACAAGUUCUUAUAUUGCACAUUCCGAGGUGUUCAUUGACAAGGCACUUGGUUUUGCAUGGGGAAUUGGAAGUACAUACGAUGCCAUUGUUCCCAGUGAAUUGACGGCUGUUAGUGUGAUCAUGACCUAUUGGACCGAUUUAAGUCCAGCUAUUUUCAUCACUAUUUUUGGUUUAGUGAUUGUUGCUACUAAUAUAUACAAUGUCAGAUGGUAUGGUGAAAUUGAAUUUUGCUUUGGAGUGUUGAAGUUAUUAUUAUGUGUUGGAUUGAUUUUAACUGGACUUGUAAUUGAUUUGGGUGGAGUCAAGGGCCAACACAGACUUGGUUUCCAGUACUGGAGAAACCCAGGACCAUUUGCUGAAAAGUUCACUACUGGAUCUUUAGGGAAAUUCUUGGGCUUCUGGAAAGCAGUCAGCUCUGUUGUUUAUGCAUUUGGUGGUGUUCAGAAUGUUACAAUGCUUGCAGGAGAGACUGAAUACCCUAGAAGGGCUAUUCACCGUGCUGGUUACCGGGUCUUGACGAGGGUCUUGGUGCUUUACUAUAUCCUUAUCUUUAUUUUAUCCAUGAUUGUUCCAUACACAGAUACUGUUAUUGCACAUCCCAAUGGUACUGCUUCUGGUUCACCUUGGGUUAGGGCCGUUUCCUUGGCUGGUAUUAAAGUGUUGCCGCAUAUCAUCAAUGCAGUUGUGCUUACUUCGGCAUUGAGUGCUGCAAACAUUGGUAUCAUCAAAGCUAGUAGAAAUGUUUAUGCUUUAGCGUCAAAAGGACAACUCCCCAAAAUAUUUCUAGCAGUUAAUAGAAAAGGUUUACCGUGGGUGGCAGUAACUUUUGCAUGCGCAUUCUUACCCUUGGCAUAUAUGACUGUUGAUAGUUCAGCUGCAAAUGUAUUUUCGUGGUUUCAGGGCAUAACUUCAUCCGAUCUUUUGGUGACAUGGAUAGCCAUUGCUGCCAAUCACAUUGCUUUGCAUAGAGCAUUACACGUUCAAGGGUAUACAAGAGAAGAUUUACCUUACAAGUUUUGGAUUGGUAAAUGGUGUGGCUACUACUCAUUGUUUUUUUCACUAAUAUUUUUGUUAACGGGAGGAUUCUCGACCUUCAUCCAUGGAUAUUGGGCAUUUUCUACAUUAUUUAGUGCUUAUUUUAUUAUUCCACUCACUAUAGUGUUGUUCAUUUUUGCAAAGUUGGUCUUCAAAACCAGAUACAUCAAGCCUAGUGAGGUCAAAUUGAGAGCAUUGUUCUAUGAUGUGCAAAACAGACCAGAGCCACCAUAUCAGAAAUUGAGAGGUUGGCAAUGGCUCACCUUGUUGUGGGCGUGA